CAACCUGUUGAAGUCUUUUAAAGCAGUUUGUCGUAGAAAGCAUACCGGAUCGCGUUAAAUCGCUUCAACUCGUCGAAAUUAUUCGAUUUUAACCGUUUCCGGCGAUAAAACAUCCCAAAUUCGCUUAAAAAAUAUAAAUGCAAGUGCAAUUAGUGCGAAAUCGUUUCGAUUUAGAUUUUUAGUGCCAAUUUUUAAGAAUUUAAUCUGAUGGUUGCCUACAUGUUCUCGUUUAAUUAGAUAUCGGAACCGAUUGAUUAAAAAGAACUAAAAAGGAAAAUAUUUUUUUGUACCCGACGGAUUUUUCUUUCUCCUUUAUUUGAGAUUUGCGAAACCAAACGGAGUUAUCGAAAUGUUUUGAUUGAAAAGAAAUAUGUUUGAUAAUAUAAUAAAUAAAAUAACGAGUCCUUCGAGUGGUCGAAGACGAUAUACAUAUCAUUGCCCGGAAGUGCACUCUGAUCCAGAAGAUAGCGAACCGAUAACGCCCCGAAAACCGAGAUUGUUGGAAAGAAAGAAACGAGGUCGAAGAGGAAGCGAGGGUUUACGCCAAGCGAGGAGUUUAGGGAGAUUGGACGGACUCAAAGAGGCCGAAAAACUUGCUGAUUAUGGGAAAUUACUCGGUGGAUCCCAACCGUCUUUGGACGGGAGAAGAAAAGACCUCGAUAGGAUACAGGAAUUAUUUCCGCAAGAUUAUUUGUCCUUACACACGACGGAAAUUAAUUCGUGUUCGAUGAAAACGAAAUCGUUCCGAAAAAAAUCUUUCGUCGACCUCCAAUCAUCCGAAAAUCUACUUUCAACAUCCCCAAGCAAUCGAAUAUUUUUAGUCGAAGCACCUUGCGCUUUAUCUUCACCUCAUAUGCCAAUGGCCGCUAAACCAAGACAUUUAUUUUUAUUUUCCGACUUACUUUUAGUUGCUAAACCACGAAAUGGAGGAACAUUUAAAUUAAAAGAUAGAGUUCGUGUAUCCGAAUUGUGGUUAGCACCUUAUCAAGAAUCAGAAACUGGAUUUCUUUUGGGUUGGCCAACUCCGGCGAGAACAUUUUUAAUCACAUUUUGUACUCAAGCGGCCCGAGAUUCAUGGUGGAGACAACUCCAACAAUCAUUAUCGGCUCAAUUACGAUUAGAACCGCAAAUGACCAACAUUAAAGUGGUGUAUCGAGAUCCAUUAAGUGGAACUGAAUGCUCGAAAACUUUGGGAAUAGGCCCUGAAACGAAUUCCAAUGAAAUCGCCCGAAUGACUUUGGAUGAUUCGCGAACGAAUUGGGGGUACACUUUGUGGGCGAGAGAUCGAGAUAACGCCCCUUGUCCGUUAAUCGGAAUCGAGCGACCCCAUUCGAUACAAUUAGCAAGGCUACGGCAAAGUAUUUGUGCGGAGGAAGGUUUUGAUUUGAUGCAUUGCAAUAAUAAUCGUAUUUUAUGCGAUAUCGUUUUUGAAUUAAAACCGAAUUGUAAGCCACCAACUCGAAAAACGCCGUUAAAAUUAUUCAAAAAAAAUAAUUUAAGAAUAUUCGGGGUUCCUUUAAACAGGAUUUGUUCGACGAAUGGAGGUUUACCUCCGUUUUUGAACGUCGUUUUAAAGUGUUUAUACCAAAGGGGUUUACAUACUCAAGGAAUAUUUAGAAGAUGCGCCUCCGCAAGGGCUUUAAGGGAAUUACGAGAUAAAAUUGAUACUCAAAAUGGAAACACAUCAAUAUACGAGGAAUUAUCGAACACACCAGCUUUAUUAUUAGCUGCUUUAUUGAAAGAUUUUUUACGCAGCCUCCCAGAACCUUUAUUAAGUGGAAAUGCUCAAGAAUGGCUUAAUGUAGCAAACACAGGAAGAAUGGAAGGAUUAAGGAGGCUUUUAAAUCAUUUACCGAGGGAAAAUCACAUCCUUUUAGCCCAUAUUAUUUGCUUAUUACAUCACAUCUCAAAGAAAGCGCGUUAUAAUUUAAUGUCGGCGACUAAUUUGGGGGUUUGUGUUGGACCAAGUUUGUUGUGGGAGCCGAAUCAAAACGCACCAAUGCGUACAUUACCAACUUUAAUCGAGUUAUUAAUUAAUCAGUGCCAAAUUUUGUUUGGACCAUUAGUUACAACCCUUCUGGGUGGGGAAACAACCACGAAUAACAACGAUAGUGGGGCCGAAGAAAACGAUAGCCUUCAUUGCAUGUCUUUGGAUAGUAUCGAGCUGAGUAAAGAUCAAAAAUCUUUGAGUCGUGAUUCUGGGUUGACUUUAUCCGAGGAUGAUCGAGACAGCCCAAGUUUAAAUUAUAAUCACGUGACUUUUCAUCGAUUUGAUUGGACGCGGCAAGCAGCGAGAGUUCGUAGCUUAGAUAAUACAUGGUUGGAAGAGGACGAAGCUUUCGGGGCUUCAAACGAGAGUUUGUGUGGGCCUCCGAUUCCACCACGGAGACCCCCACCUUUAAGACAAUUGCCCCCAGUUCAUUUACCACCCAUUUAUAGACCCCCACCACCACCACCCCCGACAUACGCAACCGCAAGACUUUUAUUAGUUACGGAUGCCGAAAGUGAAAGUUAUGUUUAAGGUUAGAAUUUAAAAAAAGUGCCAUUUUUGUAAAUAUAAAACUGGUUUUUUGAUCUACUUAAGUUAUCAAAAUUUGAUUUGAUUGCCUUAUUUAUUAGUUUGCAUUCAAACUAUUUCUGUACAGUAUUGUUUUUUUUUGUACAAAAACUAUGUAAGAAUUAAAGAUUACGGAUUUAAGAGUUAGCACUUUUUCAUUAAGUAAUAUCAAUUUAUUAUGCUUUAAUAAGCCAUAUUAUUUUGUAAGAAAGGAAUUUUUGUAACUUAAAUUAGUACUUUUUGUAUUAUAAUUAAUUAAGGAAGAGAGAUCGUUACGAGUUAUACAAGAAUAAAUAUAUAUAUUUUUUUAUAUCUA
Messenger RNA from Onthophagus taurus, 2873 nucleotides. RefSeq names its product rho GTPase-activating protein 20. NCBI's taxonomy places the organism in Eukaryota, Metazoa, Arthropoda, Insecta, Coleoptera, Scarabaeidae. Gene Ontology annotation, biological process: signal transduction. The record is from RefSeq and is a predicted model, not a curated record. Gene Ontology annotation, molecular function: GTPase activator activity.